AUGUCACUAUCAUCUCUUGAGCACUGGCUCACAUUCCACAUUCGAUCAUGCUUGCACCCUAAGUUUCAUAUAACCACACUACGAAAAGUCGCUUUUGUCAUUGCGUUGGUAUCGUGCGUGGCUUCUGGCCUGGUGUCCAUCAUCUCAUUAUUUACAAGGCCCUGGCACAGCCACAUGCACUACACUUCCCUACAAAUAAACCUCAUUUCCAGUGCUGUCAAUCUCGGUGGGUAUCUUACACCGCCACUACUGGGAAUUAUAUCGGAUUCGCACGGGCCGGUGGUAUUAAGUUGGCUUGCGACAGUGGGGUUUGUAUCAAGCUACUCAUACGGGUCUUACAUAUUUGAGCACGGAGAAGCGCAUUUCUCUCUCACCAUUAUUGCAUUUUCGGUCAUUGGGGUUUCCACCAGUGCCCUCUUCUUCAGCGGCCUCUUAACAUGUGCAAAAUUGUUUCCCAGAUCCAAGUUUCUGUCGAUUAGUUGCCCAACUACUUUCUACGGACUCGCCUCGCUGAUCGGGUCGGAGAUCUUGAAGAACUCGUGGUUCUUUCACGGCUACGAUUACCUAGACCUUGGGCGUGUCUUCAAGGCCUUUGCUUGGUUCCACGCAGUGGUGGGCACCUUGACCUGGGUGUCAACCAGUGUAGUGACUAUCCUCAAGAGUCCUGUGGAACAGGAGGAGCAUGAACCUCUGCUCGAUGGCCAGUCAGGUAUCUCAACUAACGACUACAAAGAACGAAUCGGCCGUUUCUUCAGAGACCCCGCGAUGUACCUGAUCUUUUUCACCUUCUUUCUGACCAUUGGCAGCUUAGAGAUGUUCCUUACAAAUAUGGGGUCUGUGGCCAUCCUGGUGUCGCCCGAGGACCGUGAUAUUCAACCUCGCGUUCUGUCAUUUUACGCAUUCAUGUCGACGAUAACUCGCCUUAUUGUGGGACUCGUUGCCGAUUUUUUCGCCAGCCACAAACUUUCGAGGAUGCCAAUCCUAUACGUAGGCCUCGCAAUUGGUCUUACUGCCCAACUGUUAGUUUUGAAUGUUGGAUCCAAUACAAAUCUCAUUUUGUUGGCCAGUGCGCUGUGCGGUACUGCAUACGGCGGACUCUUUACCAUUUUUCCAACCUUGACCCUAAGUAUUUGGGGCUACAGUAUUUUUGGAACUGCCUAUGGGUGUUUUAUGGUUGCCCCCGCUUUUGGUUCAACCAUGUUUGGCAUACUUUACGCCCGUAUAUAUGAUGCCCAGUGCUCCACAGCGUAUGCGGGUGCCCAAUGUGUCAGUCCAGUCUUCUCUCUCACCGCAGUUUCUUUCGGUGUCGCUUUCGUUGCGUGUGCUAUUACGUAUAUCUGCUUCUGGAGACGCAAGGGCCUAGAUAUAUAA
Messenger RNA from Lachancea dasiensis, 1371 nucleotides. NCBI's taxonomy places the organism in Eukaryota, Fungi, Ascomycota, Saccharomycetes, Saccharomycetales, Saccharomycetaceae. The record is from the annotation of a GenBank genome assembly.